This is a messenger RNA of Aspergillus sclerotioniger CBS 115572, 1393 nucleotides long. Its product is annotated as lipase/thioesterase family protein. NCBI's taxonomy places the organism in Eukaryota, Fungi, Ascomycota, Eurotiomycetes, Eurotiales, Aspergillaceae. The transcript has 3 exons. Gene Ontology annotation, molecular function: hydrolase activity. Bases 211 to 1281 code for a protein of 356 amino acids. The record is from RefSeq and is a predicted model, not a curated record.
CGCAAAAUGGAUCGGGGGAUCGACAGCCCAUCGCUCCCCAAAACGGCAACCCUUGCGACUCACAUGUUUCUGAUCGGCCUCUGGGAUCGGUGGCCCUCCCCGGCUGUAGGACAGUGUCUCGUGAAGAUGCCAGUUAGAUAAGUCCCUGUUCGGCCAGGGUUGCACGGCGGGGAUCUGCCCUGAAGCACAACGGCAUUAUUGUCCUCCAUCAUGAUUCAAUCCCGCGCCAUCUCGCUUUCUCUGGCGGAAAAACUCGAUUUUGUGCCCGCCCUGGCCUCAAUCGUCCUGACCAUCCUUCGGGCUACAUUAACCUCACUCUGGCGCUCCGCUGCUUAUCCCAAAACCCUGGUGCUGCACAUUGGCUAUGCAGCGUUUCGCAAGGCGACGACACGCUUGACAGUGGCCCAGAUGCAAUAUGCUUUGCCUACCACCAACAAAAACUAUGAGCGUUACGUGCGGAAGCACAAGCUGCCGUGCAAGACGGUUGACCUUGGCGACGGCGCCCUGGGCCAUUGGAUCGGUGACCAAACGGCCGACAAUGUGUUGAUCUGGUACCACGGCGGUGGCUUUGCCCUCCCGGCCAAUGUCGGCUACUUCAAAUUCUUCACCAGGCUCAUCAACACCAUGGCCGCGUCCAACAAAUCCCUCGCCGUCUUCACCCUCACCUACACCCUGGCUCCCCAGGCCAGCUAUCCCACCCAGCUCCGCCAAGCCGUCUCUGCCCUGCGCCAUGUUCUCGAUAAGACCAACCACAGCCCAUCGCAUGUUGCGCUUGGAGGCGACUCCGCGGGAGGCAACCUCGUUGGCGGAGUGCUUUCCCACCUGGCGCAUCCACACCCGGAGAUCGCCUCCAUAACACUCUCGGGGAACCUGCUGGGGGCGGUAAUGAUCGCGCCCUGGACGAGCAUGGAGACCAACUACACAGACCAGGUUAUCGACUCGCGCGGGGAUCUGAUCACCCCGGCGGUGGCAGGACCCUGGGCGAAGGCUUAUCUGGGCACAGCACGGCGCGACUAUUAUACAGACUUGUCGACGGCGCCGACAGACUGGUUCACCUCAUUUCCGGUGGAGCGGGUGCUGGUAUGUGGCGGGGGGAGCGAGAUUCUGUUACCGGUCAUCCGCGACUUUGUGGACAAGUUCUCGGCCGGGUUUGAGCGGGUGGAACUGUGUGUGGGUGAGGGUGAGGGCCAUGUGGCGCCUAUCUAUAACAUGUAUAUCGGGGAUCGGGAUGAGACGGUACAAGGGAAGCGAGUGGUAAGUUGGUUGCGGGAGGUGCUGUGAUGUAGAUAUUCGUGGUGUCGGAUUUGGCGUAUAUAGGCUGGUUGGGGUGUUUGAUACAUAUGAUAUGUUUGAUUAGUGUGUUUGUAUAGUGAAUAUAUAGUAUCACUUAUGC